AUGUCGCAGGGUCUGCCCGAGUGUAUCACUAUGUCGCAGAGUCUGCCUGAGUGUAUCACAAUGUCGCAGGGUCUGCCUGAGUGUAUCACUAUGUCGCAGGGUCUGCCCGAGUGUAUCACUAUGUCGCAGAGUCUGCCUGAGUGUAUCACUAUGUCGCAGGGUCUGCCUGAGUGUAUCACUAUGUCACAGGGUCUGCCUGAGUGUAUCACUAUGUCACAGGGUCUACCUCAGUGUAUCACUAUGUCGCAGGGUCUGCCUGAGUGUAUCACUAUGUCGCAGGGUCUGCCUGAGUGUAUCACUAUGUCACAGGGUCUGCCUGAGUGUAUCACUAUGUCACAGGGUCUGCCUGAGUGUAUCACUAUGUCACAGGGUCUGCCUGAGUGUAUCACUAUGUCACAGGGUCUACCUCAGUGUAUCACUAUGUCGCAGGGUCUGCCUAAGUGUAUCACUAUGUCGCAGGGUCUGCCUGAGUGUAUCACUAUCUCGCAGGGUCUGCCUGAGUGUAUCACUAUGUCGCAGGGUCUGCCUGAGUGUAUCACUAUGUCGCAGGGUCUGCCUGAGUGUAUCACUAUGUCGCAGGGUCUGCCUGAGUGUAUCACUAUCUCGCAGGGUCUGCCUGAGUGUAUCACUAUGUCACAGGGUCUGCCUGAGUGUAUCACUAUGUCACAGGGUCUGCCUGAGUGUAUCACUAUGUCACAGGGUCUACCUCAGUGUAUCACUAUGUCGCAGGGUCUGCCUGAGUGUAUCACUAUCUCGCAAGGUCUGCCUGAGUGUAUCACUAUGUCACAGGGUCUGCCUGAGUGUAUCACUAUGUCACAGGGUCUGCCUGAGUGUAUCACUAUGUCACAGGGUCUACCUCAGUGUAUCACUAUGUCGCAGGGUCUGCCUGAGUGUAUCACUAUGUCGCAUGGUCUGCCUGAGUGUAUCACUAUCUCGCAGGGUCUGCCUGAGUGUAUCACUAUGUGCUGCAAGCUGCCAAAUGAUCACCAGCUCCAGUUUUUUCCCCUCAGGGUUCUCUCAGCCUUUCUCUUGUUUGGGAUUGUCCUCAAAGAUAUUCUUUUUAAAAUCCUGCACAAAAUAGGCUGCCCAUCGUAA
Messenger RNA from Biomphalaria glabrata, 1095 nucleotides. Its product is annotated as putative protein CRIPAK. Lineage: Eukaryota; Metazoa; Mollusca; Gastropoda; Planorbidae. The record is from RefSeq and is a predicted model, not a curated record. Bases 1 to 1095 code for a protein of 364 amino acids. The transcript has a single exon.